Messenger RNA from Phyllopteryx taeniolatus (common seadragon), 11220 nucleotides. RefSeq names its product coiled-coil domain containing 88C (gene ccdc88c). Lineage: Eukaryota; Metazoa; Chordata; Actinopteri; Syngnathiformes; Syngnathidae. Gene Ontology annotation, biological process: cytoplasmic microtubule organization; cytoskeleton-dependent intracellular transport. Gene Ontology annotation, molecular function: microtubule binding; dynein light intermediate chain binding. The coding region runs from base 555 to 6449 and encodes 1964 amino acids. Gene Ontology annotation, cellular component: centrosome; cytoplasm. The record is from RefSeq and is a predicted model, not a curated record. The transcript is spliced from 31 exons.
UUCUCAAAUCAGUUUGGUUUGGUGUGCGUAUUGUAACCUGAGGCGCGAAGCGCUUGGACGGGGUGUGGAUAUAACUUCAAGAAAUAAUAAACGGAAAUAACAACAUUAACACGUUACACGUCUUGUUGUGCGCGCAUUCAGUACUUUUCUUUUGUUUUGUUAUCUGUCUUGCCCGCUUUUGAUUCACGGAUUUUUGUGUCGCUUUACGGCCCGAGUCGUGUAUCCUUGACAACGCGAGCAACCGUCCUGGCGAAGUUUGGAUCAAGUGUUUUCCCCGAGACGUGGAAUAAACUUGUAUAUUUGAGCGCUCUAACCACUCGAAAUGUUCGCGGCGCCCUUUGCAACGAUGUUUGUCGUCUUUUAAGUAGUUCAACGCGUUUGGGAAUAUUUAACCAUGCGUCGAGGGAACCGGGACAGAGCCAAACAAUAGUGAGUAAAGAGAGCUCGCUCAUCCGGGGGAGGUGGAUGCCUCGCGGCGGCUUUGUUGUGUCCUGCGUGGAGACCUUCAGCCAGUAUCGACCGAUUGCUCGACAGGGAGCCAGGCCGGGGACACCAUGGACGGGACUCUUUCCGAGCUGCUGGCAGCCUUCUUGGAGUCGCCACUCGUGUUGUGGGUGCGAACAUUGGGUCCACUGGGGUCAUCUGACGAUGCAGGCUCGGAGGAGCGCGUCAACAUGUUCGUCGAGCUCGUGGAUGGCGUCUUCCUGCACAAGAUCAUGACACACAUUGACCCCAGCCCCAACAACCAGAGGCUGAACAAGAACGUGAACAAUGAUGUGUCGCUUCGCCUUCACAACUUGACCCUUCUCACGAGACACAUCAGGACGUACUACCAGGAUACCCUUCAGCAGUUAAUUUUGAUGCCUCUUCCAAACAUUCUCUGCAUUGCCAGGGAUCCCUUAUCAGCAAAGAGCAUGGAGGAGCUGAAAAGAAUUUUACUGUUGAUACUUGGCUGUGCUGUCCAGUGUGAGCGUAAGGAGGAGAUGAUCGAAAGGAUCAAACUGCUGGACAUUGAGACCCAGGCAGCCAUUGUCUCUCACAUCCAGGAGGUAACCCACAAUCAGCAGAAUGUUCUUGACCUUUCAUGGCUGGAGGAAGGAACAGGGCUUGCACAGGAAGAGCUCAAACCAUUGUCACGCAGCAUGGCUACAUCUCUACAGCAACUGAUUGCGGAGAGAGACAAGGCCAGUGAGGUCAUUGUAGAUCUUACACAGGAGAGGGACUACUUGUCCAGCCUGAAUCCCCAGGAAAGACAAAUAAGUAGCCCAGAACAAGUGAACACUUCUGGAGGUCUGGUAGUGAAUAACAAAGGAUCAGCCUUGACUGUGGCCAGCCUCACCAAAGAAGAGAAGCAGCAUUUAUCUGUAGAGCUCGCUGAUACGAAGGCCAAGCUUCGCAGAUAUAGACAAGAACUGGAAGAGAAGGUUGAGCAGUUGAUGGAUUCCAAACACGAGGUGGAGCAUCUAGAUCAGGAGCUUCAGAGACUUAAACAAGAGAACCAGUCGCUGUCUUGUGAGGCUCGCUCUGUACGAGUUUAUCGGGACGAGGUUGACUCCUUGAGGGAGAAAGCGGCCCGGGUCGACCGACUAGAAACUGAGCUCACCCGAUGUAAAGAGAAACUCAAUGACGUUCACUUCUACAAGACAAGAGUGGAGGAGCUACGUGAAGACACCCUGACUCUUAUGGAGACAAAGGUGUUGCUGGAGGAGCAAUUAUCAGUCUCCAGAGGGCGCUGUGAGAAAGUUCAUGCUAUGGAGAAAGACAACCUGCUACUACGGGCCAAAAUAAAUGACUUGGAAAUGGAGAGAGACAGUGAACGGCGUCGGCUAGAGGAGCUGGUGGAGGAGAACAUGCUUCUGGAGAUCGGACAGAAACAGAGUAUGAAUGAAUCAGCUCAUCUGGGAUGGGAACUGGAACAGCUCACCAAAAACCAAGACAAUUCUAACUCAGAGACCCGGAAAUCGUUUGUCCACGAGCUCAAUGAGUGUGUCUCCAGUCGUGUUUUGAAGCUGGAGAAAGAGAACAGGGAGCUGCAAACCUCUAUUGAGAGACUAAAAGAGGAGAAUCACCAUCUGCAGGAGAAGCAGCUCCAUACCCAAGAGCUAGACCGGGAGAACCAAGGUCUUGGUAAAAAGUUGGAGCAUCUCCGGGUCUUGUUGGACCAGGAGAAAUUGACGAAUCAAGACAUGGAGUCUCUUGGAGAUGAUUUAUUGAAGGAAAAACAAAAUUUGGAAAGAGAAAUGCAUGCUUUAAGAGCAGAAAAAGACAGACAGAUUUCAGAAUUGGAGAGUGAGAAGCAACGUCUUUCUGAUGCUGUGGUGUCGCUCCGUGAGCGUGCUCAAUCUCACAGUGAAACAAGGGUCCGUGAGGUAGAGGCAGAGAAUCGCCUCCUACACCAAGGCAUUACUGACACCAGUGCCCGUUUAGCAAGUUUGGAAACUCAACUAAUGCUUUACAAAGAGGAAGCAGAGAGGCUGAGGGAGAGGGCAGCAAGAUGUGAUGAGGUAGAGAGGGAGCUGGUCAGGGUGGAGAGAAACAGGGAUGCUCUUAACAGAGAGGUGACAUCUCUACGUGCAUGCAGUGAGAGUUCAGAGUUUCUUGAGAAGCAGGUGUCCUCCCUGGAGCAGGAGGUGCACAGAUUUAAACGGGAGGCAGUGGAGGCUCAGCAAGGGCUUCAGCAACUGAAGAGACAGGAAGCUAAUAAUAGCCUCCUGACAAAAGAAAACUUGGAACUCCGCUGCUCAGUGGAAAACCUGCGCUCCUCAUCCUCUUUUCUCAUUAAACAACAGGAACAAUAUAAGGAGGCGCAGAAAAAGUUGCAAGAAAUGCAAAAGACGUUGGACGAGGUUGGAGUGGAGUUACAAGGAGAGAGGAAGAGAGGAGAGAGGCUAGAAAUGAAUGUUGCCACACUAAAUCAAGAGAAGCAUCGUUUAGAGGAGGAUAUGGAGAAGUUUAAAGAGGAAAAGGCAGAAUUAGAGAGAGAGAAGCAGCAAAUAUUGAGUAGGCAGGAAGAGCUGAUGAAGGUAGUCGAAGAUCUGUGUCAGGAGCAGAGGAGGAGAGAAGAAGGUGACAAGGAGAGAAGGAAGAUUCUGUCGGACCUGGAACAGUCUGAAAAGGGAAGGAAGCACUUGGAGAAAGAGAGUUGGAGGAAUAGAAUGCUACUGGAAGGUAAGGAAGCAGAGCUGGAAGAGAAGGCUAGUCAGUUGGCUGUAGUGGAGAAAAAGGGUGUAGAUAUGAGAAAAGAGAUUAAUAUGCUAAAGGAGGUGGCAGUCAAAGACAAAGAGUUGGAGAGGGAGAACAAGGAGCUGAACAAACAAGCGACCAUUGACAAGAGAGCUUUGGUUACACUGAGAGAGGAGUUGGUGUCAGAGAAGUUGAGAGUCCAGCAGCACAGUGUUGAGUUGGAAAGACUUAAUGAAGAACUGGAAAAGGUUGGACUGAACCGAGAAAGACUACUACAACAGGAGCACAUGCUGGAAGACAGCAAGUACAAGCUGCUUGAAUCUCGACUGGAGGAAACAGUCCAACAGGCAAUGAAGAUUAAAGAGGGGAAAAUCUCCAGUCUGGAAAAGAAACUGGAAGAGUGCAACACACACAAUGCUACACUACGUACAGAGCUAGCGACUGCUCUUCAGAAAGUGUCUACCUUCCGUCAGCAACAGGAGAGAGAAGAAAACCACAACUCUCGUGGGUGCUCAAGAGGAGAUGGGCGGAGGGAGUCAGCCACAGCUGAGCUGCUCCGUAUCAAAGAUCAUCUCAUAGAAGUAGAGAAGAAUAAUGCCUCGCUUCAGACUCAGAGCAGUUUGUUGAAGGAGCAGCUUAAACAACUGGAGAACCAGAACAGUUCACUUAACAACCAGAUGGCGACACUGCAGCGACACACAACAAUGUUGCAGGAGCAGAAUUCAGCUCUCCAUACUAAGACGGCGCAACUUCAGGUGGAAAACUCCACGCUGUCUUCCCAGAGUGCAUCUCUGAUGGCUCAGAAUGCUGUGUUGCAAGGCCAAGUCACCGCCUUGGAGACUGAGGUAGAGUCAUGGCAAAGACAGCGAGAGGAGGCAUGGCGAGGAAGAGAGAGUGUUCUCAAUGACCACGAGCGUCUUCUGAGCGUUCAUGAGAGGCAAGCCCAUGAGUACGAGCAUUUCAUCAGUCAACACACUGCUCUGAAAGUCAAACAGAGGACACUAGAGAGCGAACACAGAACAAUGUACAGCAAGUAUUGCACUUUGUUACAGCAAAAGGAAAAAUGGGAGGAGAUAGAAGGGCGGGGUCAGAAGGAGAGGGAGGAGCUAAACCAAGAGCACCAGAAAAAUCUGCUACUGCAGCAAGAGAAUCUCCAACUUAAAGCUGAUGUGGACAGGAUGUCACAAAGCGAAUCCCAAAAAUCAGAGCAGUGCAACGAGCUCCAUCAGCAGAUGAAUGAACUCAAGAGCUCAUUUAGCACUGCCCAGCUGGAAAUGAAUCGAUGGAUGACACGAUAUGACUCGCUCAUGGAGCAACACCAGGGCUUGGAACUCACUAUGACCAAAUUAGACAACCACCGUGAGCUAUUAAGUCGCCUGAAAGGGAACCUAGAAGAAGAAAAUCAUCACCUCCUGAGUCAGAUCAACAUUCUGAGUCAGCAGAACCACACUCUGCUGGAGAAAAGCAUGGAGAGCAAAGAGCUUUAUCAUCAGGAGCAGAAGCUCUACAUUGAUAAACUGAAUGCUCUUCGUCGUCAGAAAGAGAAAUUAGAAGAGAAGAUCAUGGACCAAUACAAGUUCUAUGACCCCACACCAAAAAAGAGAAGUCAGUGGUCUGGCGCCAAAGCUUUAGCCAAACUCAUCAAACCAAGGAAGGAGAGCAGCAGGGAGCAAGGUGGCGACCGAGACAAGGAAAGUGCCAAUGAGAGAGAAUGGGCAAAGAGUGCCCCCGACAUACCCCUUCCUGCCCCCCCUCCUUUGCUCCCCCCAGAAACCCCACCCCCUGGCACUCAUAGGACAGGAAGUGACUCCUGGGACAAUGGUCACACCCACAGUAAACAUAAUAAACACAGCAACAGUCCUAUACUGGGCCUCCAGAGUCCAGCACUGACGCCUAUCAGCCGAGCUGGUUUGACUGACAGAGGACGAGAGGUCUAUCGUUGCGGCACACCAGGAGGCAGCAGUGAGAGUGUCAACGGAGGAGAUGGACAAGGUGAUCUUUUUAAACAUAGCGCAAAAACACUUACCCACAAAGCUCUGUGUUCCACCCCGACCCAUCGGUCAUCUUCACUGGCCCUAAGCAGCUGCAGUACUCAGCUGGGACAAGGCACCAGCUGCAGGCCCAAAGGUGUGGUCUUUGAUGAAGACACUGAGAGGAUAUGUGGUCCACGUGGCCACAUCGGAGGUCGUCCAGGAUCAGCCGACUUUAGCCACCACACCUCCAGCUCAAACUCACCGGUCAACUGCAAAGAUGCAUCUGACUGUCAUCUCCGGUCAGCCAGCCUGUCCAGCGAUGAUGUCAGGGGUCUCAGCGAAUCACAGCAGACCUUGUCUCGCAGUGCAACCCUCCCAUACGACCACGCACCCCAGUGGGCCCAACCACAGCAUGGAGGUGGGAACAGGAGUAGUGCUCGCCCUUCAUCUCCUGGAAGUGAGUUGGUGACACUGGAGGAGUUUCUGCAAGAGAGCAAGCUGAAGUCACCACAAAUGGUUUCAACAGGAAGCAGAGAGGACUUAAUGACUGAAUACUUCACCAGAAGUCCAUCCUCCUCAGAUCCCACCAGCAGAGAUCAGCUCACCCCCACCAGCUAUGUCACGCCCACUGUACAUGCAUCUAACCAGAGGCCAGGCCAAAGUGUUAAACCAUCUUCUCGGCAGCCUGUUGGUCAAUCCCAAACCUCUGGCCGACCUCCGACCCAGAGAAUCAACCAGUCACUGAGCAGGACGUUCAGCCUGGCCUCUGCUGAUUUGCUCCGCUCUAAUGGGCCAGACGGUUUUCAUGGAAAUGGCGGGUCCCCAAACCAAUCAGACGUGGCGGUUCGGCGGCAAGGAGGAGGGGCUAAUGGAAGAGAGAGGCCGCUGUCUGCCCGUUUGUCCAGCUCAACCAAUCAGCAGAGAGACAACAGCAUUCUGAACUCACCAGUUCACCAUUUGUCUUCUCUCACGCUGCACACAGAGAGAUAUGUGGAGAGAGAGCGGGAUAGAGGACGGACUCCUGUGUCACAUAACGGCCCCUCGUCGUCUUUCCAUCACCGUGGGGAGGUUGCCAUGGUAACCCCUGUGAGGGUUGUGCCCGCUGCUCAGCUUGGUGAUGCCUUGGAACAUGGAGAGGUGUUAAGGGAGGAGCGCGCAGGUGACAUAUCUCACCAAAAGAAAGACAGUGAGAGAGUGAGAUGUAGCUCUGCGGAACGCCCAAAAAGCACACCUGCAUCCCCAGACCCCAACAACGACUCCCAGACUGUGUGGUAUGAGUACGGCUGUGUCUAAACACUGAAGCCAAUACAAGUAUUCUGUAGGGUCUGUGUCUAAAAAGAGGAACCAAAUACACUGGACCAGAGUGUAUUUUCUGGGGUUUCUAUUUGAAACUGUCAGGCAUAAAUAUCCAGCCCUUCCCAGUUUUUGGAAUGUGGUCAGUCAUGAUUAUCCUCACAAGUGAUGUUCAUCUUUAGCUGGAAGUCGGGGGAAAAAGAGGCCAGAUUUUAUAAAUGGCUCCUGAGUUUAACUGUCACUUCAAAGGCUGAUACUUCUCUUUUGGGUCCACACUGAAACACUGUGUCAGUAUGGCAGAUUGCUGUGCCGACCCUUCUGUCAUCGUCACGAUACUGAUACUGUCAUCAAGCAAACAGUCUGGACCCACGAGAGAUUCUGUUUUAGGAUGAAGAAGGCACCAAAGCUGUGACAAAGUUGUGCUGUGACAAGGGACUUUUAGAUAAUUUUACUGGUUUUACUUUACUUGGGCCAAUAGAAUAAGACUUGUUUAUACUGGUUUUGCUUUACUUGGGCCAAUAGACUAAGAGCUUGUGCUAUUAAGUGCUUUAAGUGCACUUAAUUCAACCUGAAGCAUCUGAAAUAGUGAACAUAUCAAGUAUCAUCUUCAGCGAACACUGGAAAAGGUGAACAGAGAGUGGAAGUGAUGCAAUGGGUGUAAGGAUUGAGAGAGGCAGUGAGAACAAAUAAGUGGAAUGCUGAAAUGAAGAGAGGGCUGGGGAUGGGUCAUGUGAGGACAGCAAAAUAAACAGGGGAGAUCGGAAGGGUUCUGCAACACUGAUACUUCACUGGAAACGAUGCACAGCCUGAGUCAGCACUAGUUCCACUUAGGCGACAUUUCGACCAAGGAGUACAGUGGAGUUAAACAAGCCACCAAAUGGUUAACCCUUAUUCAGUUUGUAACAGCUGUGACAGAUUCAGUCUGUGAAUUCUGAGGCAUCAAACCAGUUAAAUCUGUCAAUGAAGUUGUUUAGUGUUCUCCACCCCAACUGACGGUGCCAAAACGUAAUGAGCCCAAUUUAAUUUCACCUACUAUUUUUUUUUUCCUGAAAUUUUCACGGUUUCUACUUUAAAUAUGUUUGAAGGUUUUGUUUAGUUUUUUAAAGUUUUGUUCAAGCCUGUCGUCUUCCUGUCAGUCAUUUUGGAAAUGAGGUCAUUGUUGGAUGACCUUCAGAAGCAGAGCGCUGUUAUUGAAUUUCUUGCUUUGGAAGGGGAACCACCAUUAAACAUUUUCAGUGGGUUGCAAAAUGUGUAUGGGGAACCCGCAAUCAGCUACAGCACAGUAAAAAAGUGGGUGUCCAGAAUCAAAGGCGAAAAGCAAGUGGCGUGCUUUGAGUCACCCCAAGCAAAGGCGCGGCAGACCAUAUUAAGUGGUUAAUCCUAGAAAUAGUGAUGGCACUGAUCAGAGAAGAUCGUUGAGUCACCAUUGAUGAGAUCACCAACAUGGGAUCACCAUUGAGGAUAUAAACCUAACCACUCCACAUUCUGCAACCUUUUGAAAAUGUUUAGCGGUGGUUCGUUCCCUUUCCAAAGCAAGAAAUUCAGUCACAGCUCUUUGCUUCUGAUGGGCAUCCAACAAUGAUAGUCAUUUCCAAAAUGACUGACAGGAUGAGGAAAGGCUUAAACAAAACAAAAAUUUUUCCCCCCAAUAAACCUUCAAACAAGUAUUUAAACUACAAACCAUGAACAUUUCAGAAAAAAAAAAUCAAUUAUUCGUUAAACUAAAUUGGGCUCAUUAGUUUUGGACUUCCCCUCGUAGGUCAUUUUGCUACACUGACUUUUAGCAGUGGAAACAAUCAUAAUAGAACCAAACUGAUACCGUACUGUACUGCUUUGCGUACACAAGGUUUUAUACACAUAUAAACGUGAGGGUGUUGGUUUAUCAAGCUCAUUGGAGCUAAAUACACCGUGUUUGACAGAUUAUUCUCUUGCUAAACACGUCGAUAACAGCAAAAUACCUUAAAGUGUAGCUUUAGUUUAACGUUGUGUCCUUUUACUUUAUUUACUUAAUAUAUGCAUCUACCACCACACACAACUUAUUUUAAUAUUUUUCUUUUCAGUUUUACCCCAAGAUUUCAUCAUACAAAUUGGUAACAUUUCCUGUCUAAACCUAUACUGUGACCAGAGAAGAGUCCGUGUGUGUGUGCGUGUGUGUGUGAGCGCGUGUGUGUAUCUGUGUGUGUGUGUGUAUAUCUGUGUAUAAAAUAAACAUUUUCCGUUAAUUAAAAAAAAAAAGUUCCUUUAGCUUGGUGGAAAUAUCUUCAAUUAACCUACCAUGCAUGUUUUUGACUGGGUGGAAACUGGAGAGCAUGCAAACUCUACACAGGCAAGGCCGGAUUUGAACACAGGUCCUUAGAACUGUGAGGUGUGUGAUGUGCUAACUAUAUAUAUAUAUAUAUAUAUACACACACAGUGGCUACGGAAAGUUUUCAGACCCCUUUACGUUUUCACUCUUUGUUCAAUUGCAGCCAUUUGCUAAAAUCAUUUGAGUAAUUCUUUUUCCUCAUUAAUGUACACCCACCACCCUAUAUUGACAGAAUUGUUUACAUUUUUGCAGAUUUAUUAAAAAAGAAAAAGUGAAAUAGAACACAGGCAUAAGUAUGCAGACCCUUUGGCUGUGACACUCAUCUAUUUAAAUCGGGUGCCGUCCAUUUCUUCUGAUCAUCCUUGAGAUGGUUCUACACCUUCAUUGGAGUCCAGCUGUGUUUGAUUACACUGAUUGGACUUGAUUAGGAAAGCCACACACCUGACUAUAUAAGACCUCACAGUACAUGUCAGAGCAAAUGAGAAUCAUGAGGACAAGGGAACUGUCUGAAGAGCCUACAGACAGAAUUUUGUGGCAAGGCACAGAGCUGGCCAAGGUUACAAAAACAAAUCUGCUACACUUAAGGUUCCUAAGAGCACAGUGGCCUCCAUAAUCCUUAAAUGGAAGACAUUUGGGAUGACCAGAGCCCUUCCUAGAACUGGCCUUCCGGCCAAACUGAGCAAUCGGGGGAGAAGAGCCUUGGUGAGAGAGGUAAAGAAGAACCCAAAGAUCACUGUGGCUGAACUCCAGAUAAGCAGUCGGGAGAUGGGAGAAAGUUCUAGAAAGGUAAUCAUUACCGCAGCCCUCCACCAAUCGGGGCAGAGUGGCCCGACGGAAGCCUCUCCUCAGUGCAAGACACAUGAAAGCCCGCAUAGAGUUUGCUAAAAAAACAAAAGAAAACACCUGAAGGACUCCAAGAUGGUGAGAAAUAAGAUUCUCUGGUCUGAUGAGACCAAGAUACAACUUGUUGGCCUUAAUCCUAAGCGGUAUGUGUGGAGAAAACCAGGCACUGAUCAUCACCUGUCCAAAACAGUCCCAACAGUGAAGCAUGGUGGUGGAAGCAUCAUGCUGUGGGGGUGUUUUUCAGCUGCAGGGACAGGGAAACUGGUUGCAAUCAAAGGAAAGAUGAAUACGGCCGAGUACAGGGAUAUCCGGGACGAAAACCUUCUCCAGAGUGCUGAGGACCUCAGACUGGGCCCGAAGGUUCACCUUCUAACAAGACAAUGACCCUAAGCACACAGCUAAAAUAACGAAGGAGUGGCUUCAGAACAACUCCGUGACUGUUCUUGAAUGACCCAGCCAGAGCCCUGACAUAAACCCAAUUGAGCAUCUCUGGAGAGACCUGAAAAUGGCUGUCCAGCAACGUUCGCCAUCCAAGCUGACAGAACUUUUUUUUAAAUAAAUCUGCAAAAAUUUCAACAAUUCUGUUUUUUUCUGUGAAUAUGUGGUGCUGUGUGUACAUUAAUGACGCAAAAACUGAACUUAAAUUAUUUUAGCAAAUUGCUGCAAUAUAACAAAGAGUGAAAAAUUUAAGGGGGUCUGAAUACUUUCCAUACCCACUGUAUAUCUAUAGUGCUUUCUGUUAAUAGAAAUCUGACCUUCCAUCUUUUUGACAGCAAAGAGACAAAAAAGCACUCGAAAGAUGACAAGGAAGAGAUGUUUACACUGGAGUUGUUAAGAUGAUGAUAUGAGGAAGCUUUCUUUCUGUUCCCGUGUGGGGUGUCAAGCACAUUUCUAUAUGCAACAAGCUAAAUUAUUGUGACUGUACAUACUGGGAUGUCUUUUUAAAGUUUGACUUAUUGUACCAAAACACAGUUGAGCUGUAAUUUAAAAAAAAAAAAACAUGUAAUUCCACUGGAGAUGUUAUUUAUAGAUUUCAAUACUUUAAAAAAAUUUAGAAUUUUGAUUAAUUAGUGGAUAAGAUAGGAAAUGAUGACGUGAUGUCACUUUUGGUGUUUUCACUUCCCAACGUUUUUACUCUAUUACAUCUUUGCAUCAGGCAGGGUGUUGGUGGGUGUCAACCAGUUUCAUUUUGCUGAUGUCAGAAGAAAAUAGCUUAAAUUCCUCGAGGCUAUGUUUAUUUUUAUUUUUUUAUGUUUUUUUUAAACGGCCUGAAAUAACACACACUGUAUGUGUCUGGCAUUAUUACUAUUCUAUUGACUGUCUGAAAGGAAAGUGUAUUUGCGUUGCUGUCCUAUUUUAUUUUUGUUUGUCUACCAAAAUUCACCCCCGUCGCCCACAGAAGAAUUUUGCAGCUUUGGAUAAAGACGUGAGGGUGGCGCUGAUGUCAAAGACAUUUUCUGUUGUAACUGGAAUAAAUGCUUGUGUAGUUCCCUUUUAUUAAGUAAUCUUGACUGGGCUGCUGUGAUGUGACUAUUAUUAAAAGGCUAUUAGACUGCUAGAAUAGUUAAGACUAUGGCUGACGUUAUACUUCACUCUUUUGGCAAUAAAAACCUUUAAACUUGA